Molecule: messenger RNA, 2441 nt
Organism: Apus apus (common swift)
Lineage: Eukaryota; Metazoa; Chordata; Aves; Apodiformes; Apodidae
Gene: MRGBP
Product: MRG domain binding protein
Exons: 5
Biological process (GO): regulation of transcription by RNA polymerase II
Cellular component (GO): nucleus; NuA4 histone acetyltransferase complex
Source: RefSeq, a predicted model, not a curated record
AUGGGGUAGGCGGAGGGCGGCUCGGCCGCCGCGCUGGAGAAGCCGCCGCUGCCCGCGGCCGGGCCCGGAGCCGCCGCCGCCGCCGUCGCUGCUGCCGUCGCAGCCGCCGCUGCGGCAGCGGCCGCCGGCCCGGAGCCCGGGGUGCCGGCGGAGGAGGCGGUGGUGGUGUGGAGCCCCGAGGUGGAGGUUUGCCUCUUCCACGCCAUGCUGGGCCACAAGCCCGUAGGUGUGAACCGCCACUUCCACAUGAUCUGUAUCCGGGAUAAAUUCAGCCAGAAUAUCGGGCGGCAGAUUUCUUCCAAAGUGAUCUGGGACCAUCUGAGCACCAUGUAUGACAUGCAGGCGCUUCAUGAAUCUGAGAUUCUUCCGUUCCCUAAUAUAGAGAAGAAUUUUGCUCUGCCUGAUGAAAUGAUUCAAGAAGUGAGAGAAGGAAAAGUAAUGAUAGAAGAAGAAGUGAAAGAGGAAAUAAAAGAAGAGAUGGAAACACAUGCAGGUCCAGAAGAAGUUUUUGCGCCCUCUGGAAGUUUAGGAAAAGCAGCCGAAAAGCCGAGUAGCAAAGAGAGAGAGAAAACUUCAUCCGAGUCUGGCUCCAAGGAAGGAUCUGAUAAGAGGAAACGAAACAGAGUCACCGAGAAGGUGCUGAACGCCAACAGCAACCCUUCCAGCCCCAGCGCCGCCAAGAGACGGAGGACGUGAACAGGCUGGGAAAGUGAAUCAGCUGUGGAACAGGAGGAGGGGAUGUGAAAAACGGGUAGCACGAUAGUUGCUCCAUCAACCUUUUGAGAAGGGAAAAGAUACCUGAGCCAGGAGUUUGAAGAAUCUACGUCUGGGUUUUAUAGAUGCAAGACUUGGUCUUUCCUCCUGUGUUUUCUAGUCAGCACCCAGCAGGGGCUGCCUCCUCAGGGCACGGGGGGAAGGGGUUGAGUUUCAUGUCUGUGACAAUUCUGGGGGUUGCAUUUCAAGCAACAUGCCCUGUAUUGGCAUAGUUCAUGGGACAAGUGCUGAGUGAAACACAGAGCCCCGGGCCAUGAAAAGCAUAGGUUCUACACAUUUUGGGUUGUUUUUUCUGCCUUUGUUGCUGUCUUGGAGCGUUGCAGCCCCUCUGUGGGCAAUGCUGGUUUACUUGCUGCUGACCUAGUGUUGGCAUCAAAUAUCUGAAUUAAUUGGUUCAGUAAAACAAAAAUUCUCUUCAGUACAGGUAACUACUGAGUUAAAGUAUUCUUUCACUCUGUUUGCUGGAGGAGCCUUUCCAGCUUUCACCCCUACUGAUGGAACAUUUUUCAGUCUUUAUAGGUUUAUUUGCCAUAAGUGAAGUGAAAAUGCUAAUGCCCCUGGAGUAAUAUCUAUUAAUUAUCCCAAAUAAAAUAUCCAGUGAUGUCCCAUGGUUUUGUAAGGGAUCAGCUGAGCUAUAUAUGAGCCUGGAAAUGUUACUUCAUUUUUAUACAGCAGUGGGUUUUGUACUUCAUUAUUUAUUUUUUUUAAGCAGUUUUAGUAGAUGUUGAUGGAAUUGUUAGUCCAAAACGUUCUACAACUGAAGAGUCUUACUGACAUGGUAAUGCUUUUCUUUUAUACACUAGAAUAUUAAGGUUUUAUGAAGUUAACUAUUUUGAUGUUGUGAAAAGAUGGACUGCGAUCAACAGACAGACUAAGUGGUGAACAAAGCAGGCUGAACUGUUACCCAAUUUAUUUCACCAUAUUAUCAGUUCAUAGAAAGAAUUACUACUUAGCCUUUCAGUGUUGCCUUCAAAAGUGAGGAACUAGGAAUCUACUGGGUUUUGUUUUCAUUCUGGGUAUAUAGCCAAGUUCUUGUCUGCAUUUUUUGCUUCACUUGUUUUAUACCAAGAAUAAAUUUGACUUGUCUUUAUUUUACUAAAUGCUGAUUGUUGUGUAACUUGAUUAAAAUUUGGCCCAGCUUAUUCUGAAAGCUGUUCAGGUAUCUUGUCCCUUUAAUGAAACUGGUCUAAAGUGCCUACCUGGUUUUUUUGUUUGGGUUUUGUUGGUUUUUUUUACUAAUGUUGGUUCGUAAGAACUACCACCCUAUUAUUUCUGGAAGUUAUUUGACAGAAAAUCCUGGCCUGCUGAAGUCCAUAGAGGACUUUCUUCUCUUAAGGAAGCAACAAAUCUUUAAGUUUGGUUAUGUUUUUGUCCAUACAGUGCAGACUUUGUAACUUUCAUGGUCUUGUGGGUAAAGUCUUUUCAUCCAAGAGAUUCUAGUUUGUUUGUUUUGGGUUUGUUUGUUUGUUUUUUCUAUACCUAUGAAAUGUUUCUUAGAGCUUAGAGUAGAAGUGCAUCAACACUAACAUGUCCUGCUGCAACCUCUCAACACCAUCCCUGAAGCAGGGAGGGUCCACUUGGAUUUUGUGGUCAAUCCAGCAACACUGAUGUUUUAGGAGCUGGUUGGGAAGUUAAAGUACUUGGAAAACAUAAAAUGCUUUAAAUGA